UAAUUAUUUUUAUAUGUGAAACUAAAAAAAAAAAACAACUCAUUUUAAUAUGUAAAAAAAUUUACUAUACUAAUACAUUUUUCAAAAAUUUAAGAGAGUUGUAGUAUUUUCACGCGUUGAAUGAAAUCUACAAAAAAAAAAAUCAGACCAUGUGUGACUUUACUAGCUUUAGUGUCCACACAAAAUUAAUUUGCUCAGUUUAAUCAUUCCACUGAUUGCGACUUACACUGUUGUUUGGUUAUACGUUUAAUAUCGAUGUGUAUUCGAUUAAAAAUGGACAGUGGAAAUGAAACGUAUAAGGCGUAUGAAAAUUCAGGAUAUGAUGUUUGUGGAUUUUACUGUUCGACGUCUAAUGACCAGCAGCCUAGAAUUAAACUCUCUAAACACAAAGAGUUUGCCGAUUAUAACACUCGUUUAAAGACUUUUGAAAACUGUCCAAAAAAAUUGGAAUCAAAAAUAUCAACACUUUGUGAUGCUGGAUUUUUAUACAUAGGUAAUGGACAAAAUGAUCAAAUGUUAUGUUACUGCUGCAGUCAAGGUUUGAAAGAUUGGGAUGAUGAAGACGACCCAUGGGUAGAACAUGUACGUUGGUCUCCUAGCUGUACACAUAUAUUGUUAUGUAAGGGUCAGUUAUUUAUCCAAAAUAAUAAAAUAACGAAAUAAGACUACUAUUAUUUGUUAUUUUGAUUUUCAUAUAAAUAAUAC
Daktulosphaira vitifoliae (grape phylloxera) is the source of this 705-nucleotide messenger RNA. Its product is annotated as death-associated inhibitor of apoptosis 1-like. Gene Ontology annotation, cellular component: cytoplasm; nucleus. NCBI's taxonomy places the organism in Eukaryota, Metazoa, Arthropoda, Insecta, Hemiptera, Phylloxeridae. Gene Ontology annotation, biological process: regulation of cell cycle; positive regulation of protein ubiquitination; negative regulation of apoptotic process. The record is from RefSeq and is a predicted model, not a curated record. Gene Ontology annotation, molecular function: cysteine-type endopeptidase inhibitor activity involved in apoptotic process; ubiquitin protein ligase activity. Bases 256 to 663 code for a protein of 135 amino acids. The transcript is spliced from 3 exons.